This is a messenger RNA of Syngnathus acus (greater pipefish), 2414 nucleotides long. RefSeq names its product endothelin receptor type B-like. Gene Ontology annotation, molecular function: endothelin receptor activity. The record is from RefSeq and is a predicted model, not a curated record. The coding region runs from base 289 to 1527 and encodes 412 amino acids. Gene Ontology annotation, biological process: regulation of blood pressure; vasoconstriction; G protein-coupled receptor signaling pathway. Gene Ontology annotation, cellular component: membrane. Lineage: Eukaryota; Metazoa; Chordata; Actinopteri; Syngnathiformes; Syngnathidae. The transcript has 8 exons.
GGUUAGGUCAGAGGAGCUCGCGCAAGAAGAGAGAGUGGAAAGGAGCCAAACCCGAGGAAAAACUUUGGCAACUUUUAUCAAGACAAUUACUGGAACGCUGGUGCAAUGUUGAUGAGGUGGAGACUUUAAUCCCGUGUACAACUUGCUGUGUUUUGGACAAACAUCUUGAGAAAGGGAUCCAGGCCAAAAGCAAAUACGUGUGGAAAAUGGGUAUGUGAGACUGUGUAUGUUGAGUCUGCCUUUGACUGAGGAAACGCCUCCCCGUGAAAGAACCUCCCUUGCUGCACAAUGAAAGCCAUCGCUUUGCUCUGCUUCCUGAUGGUUGUGGAGGUUGAGGCCUCUCGGUUCAUCCGGGACUCCCCGACUGUGCCUGACACUUCUGAAGUCUUCGAGAAUAAUGCUUCCAUCUCACGUCAACCCCCACUGCCGGGCCGGCCGAGGGUCUCCUUCCCUCCCAUGUGCAUAAAGCCUACAGAGAUUAAGCACGCCUUCAAGUAUGUGAACACCAUUGUGUCCUGCCUGAUCUUUGUGGUCGGGAUCAUUGGCAAUUCCACGCUGCUCAGAAUUAUAUACAAAAACAAGUGUAUGAGGAAUGGACCCAACGUCCUGAUUGGCAGCCUGGCACUGGGGGACCUACUUUAUGUCAUCAUCGCCAUCCCCAUCACUGUGUAUAAGCUAAUAGCAGAGGACUGGCCAUUUGGAGUAUACGUCUGCAAGAUGAUACCAUUCAUUCAAAAAGCCUCAGUGGGUAUCACUGUUCUCAGCCUGUGUGCUCUAAGUGUGGACCGCUACCACGCAGUAACAUCAUGGAGCAGGGUGAAAGGGAUGGGGAUCCCUGCAUGGAAGGCAGUGGAGGCGACACUGAUUUGGGUGAUUGCUUUGCUGCUAGCAGUCCCUGAGGCGCUUGCGUUUGACAUGCUGGAGAUGCCAUACAGAGGCAACAAGCUGCGUGUGUGUCUGCUGCAUCCAGAGCAGAGCUCCAGCUUUGUAAAGUUUUACCAGGAUGUAAAAGUCUGGUGGCUGUUUGGCUUUUACUUCUGCCUACCACUCGCCUGCACAGCAAUCUUUUACACCCUCAUGUCCUGCGAGAUGCUGAGUCGCAAGAAAGGCAUGCGAAUUGCACUCAACGACCACAUGAUGCAGAGGAGGGAAGUAGCCAAGACAGUGUUCUGCCUCGUGUUGAUUUUUGCUCUCUGCUGGCUGCCACUUCACCUCAGCCGGAUUCUGAAGAAAACAGUCUACGACCAAAAUGACCCCAACCGCUGUGAACUCCUCAGCUUCCUCUUAGUGAUGGAUUACAUCGGGAUCAACAUGGCUUCCCUUAACUCCUGCAUCAACCCCAUUGCCCUCUACUUUGUCAGUCAGAAGUUCAAAAACUGCUUCCAGUCUUGCCUGUGCUGCUGGUGCUAUGGAACAUCUACACUAGAUGAACGGGGGUCUGUCCCAGGGUGGAAAGGUUCCUGCCACGGCAACGGACUAGAUCGCUCCAGCUCCCGCUCCAGUCAGAAAUACACAAGCUCCUCAUGAAUACACUCGCACACUUAAACCAUUCUUCUUUUGUUACAAACCCCAUGUCACGUAAGCUAUGGCAAUGGAGGUGCUCUAUCUGUCUAUACGUAUGUAUGCAUAAUUGCAUAUAUACUGUGUGUAUGCAUAGUACAUAUAUCCACAUAACCUGAGAGAAAAAGCAAAAUGGGAAGAGAUGACCCUGAGCUGCUUCUGCAUAUGAAUUGAAUCAUUUUGUAAAAUUGAGCACAGUCAUUCCCACGCGCCUUCAUAAUCAUAGAGGAGAAAUUGUAGUGAUGUCACGCUGCCAAAUGUUAAGUGAAGAGGAGCCUUUUUGAGGAAAUUUUGUAGAACAGACCAUUGCCGUUUUGCAAUACUGAGGAGCGGGAUGCUAUUAUUUUAUUAACCCUGCUUGUUAUGACUUGUUCUGUCUAUAAAGUCUUGCCCAGUUUCUGUUUGAAGGAAAAAUUAAUUAAGAUGGUCCUCAUGUUAGUAAUUUUUUUCACCUCUGUCAUGUGGUUGCUGUUGUUGAGACUGUGGCUCGGCCCACAACGGGAAAUCACUUCCAAGAGACAAAUUUAAAUGGUGUUUAAUUAGUUGUGCUGUUGAAAAGCACUUUUUGGUUUAUAUGUCUUUAUGAAGCAUAUGUUUAUACAUUCUCAUUCUCUUAUAUAUUUCGUUUGGACUGGAAGUCAACUUUUGUGACAAGACUUUUUGUGCCAUCAUACAGUACACUUUAAAUGUCAGGACACCUGGCUAUUAUACCUUCGGGAACUCUGAAUGGGAUAGAAGUGGCAACACUGUACAAGAUGUUGGACUUUGUCUGAGAAAGAUUUUUUUUAAUGUCGACUGCCAUUUCCCUACGUCAAUGUACAUAUAUAAUGUAUAUAAAAUAUUUCAUCUGUCUA